Molecule: messenger RNA, 1161 nt
Organism: Paramecium pentaurelia
Lineage: Eukaryota; Ciliophora; Oligohymenophorea; Peniculida; Parameciidae
Source: the annotation of a GenBank genome assembly
AAUGCAGUUAAAUAAUUAAAUGGAUGCAAUAUUCUAAUAAGAGAAAGAAUAAAUUCUUAAAGAAUUUGAAUCUAAACUUCAUCGACUAUAAUUAUAAGUUCAAAACAAAUAAUAUUAAGAUGGAAGUGAAUAUUUUGGAGAACUUAAUAAUGACCUAAGAUGGGGUUAGGGAGUAUAUUACUAUUUUACAGGAGAUGUAUAUGCUGGAUAAUGGGCCAAUGAUUUAUUUGAUGGAGAUGGAACAUAUAUAUUUGCAUCUGGAGAAAGAUACCAAGGUUAAUUGAAGGAGGGGAAAAAACAUGGUUUUGGUACCUACUACUAUUUGAAUGGUAAUAGUUAUACUGGAAAUUGGGCUAAUGAUAAGAAGUAAGGAAGGGGAAUUUAUGUAUAUGCAUAAACUAAUGAAAAAUAUGAUGGGGAAUGGAAUAAUGGAUUAAGAUAAGGUUAUGGUACAUUUACAUAUCAAUGUGGAGUGUAUGAUGGUGAAUUUAAUAAUAAUGUUAAAGAAGGUAAGGGGGUUUUAAAGUAUAAAAGUGGAGCAAUCUUAGAUGGUGAAUGGAAGAAGGAUAAAGUAGAAGGUGAAGCAAAAUUGACAUUACCAAAUGGAGAUUAUUAUAAAGGAACUUGGAUUGGAAGUCAUAUGAAUGGUUAUGGAAGAUACUAAUAUUAAAGUGGUGGAUAUUAUGAAGGUUGGUGGAAGCAAGAUUUAUUUCAUGGAGAAGGAAUGUUGACUUAUGAAAAUGGUGAUAUUUAUAGAGGAGAAUUUUAGAAUGGUCUAAAACAUGGAAAAGGAAUAUAUUUACAUUAAAAUGGUGAUUAAUAUGAGGGUGAAUUUAAAAAUGAUAUGAGAGAAGGGACAGGAGUGUUAAGAAUGAAGAAUGGAGAUAUAUAUGAAGGAGAAUGGUCAAAUUCACUUAAAGAAGGAAAGGGAAUCUACUAUUAUUCAAAUGGAGAUAGAUUUGAAGUAUUUAUUUAAAUUAAUAAAUUUAGGGUAAUUUUUUAGGUGGAAAAAGAUCUGGUCAUGGAAUUCUUUAUUGGUCAGAGAAAUAAUUUGUUAAUGGUUUCUGGGUAGAUGAUAUAAUGAAUGGAUAAGGAGUUUUGAUGAAAGAAAAUGGAGAUAAACUAUAAGCCCUAUUUAAAAAUAAUAAAUUAGUUGCAUGA